Calypte anna (Anna's hummingbird) is the source of this 1935-nucleotide messenger RNA. RefSeq names its product enoyl-CoA delta isomerase 2 (gene ECI2). Bases 450 to 1547 code for a protein of 365 amino acids. Lineage: Eukaryota; Metazoa; Chordata; Aves; Apodiformes; Trochilidae. Gene Ontology annotation, molecular function: fatty-acyl-CoA binding. The transcript is spliced from 12 exons. The record is from RefSeq and is a predicted model, not a curated record.
AGCCACCGCCCUCAGCCCGCCCACCCUGUGGAGCUUCCACGUCUGUAUCAGAGAGUGGGGCGGGCUUUGCCGUCUCCUUCUCCUCCUAUUCCCCUCCCCUGUUAUGGCGGCGCCGGCCCUGACCUUCGUCCGGAGGCUCUGCUGGCGGCCGCUCCGCGAAAUGAGGAUCUACUAACGUUUAAGAGAAAACCAUUUAUUAAGUAAGUGGAAGAUGAAGCUCAGAGUGUACAGCUUGCGAAGUACCAAGUGAAUGAUCUUACAGGAGUGCACAGCCAUUUGUCGUGGUGUCUGGCUGCUCUGCCAAGUUGUGACUCCUCUUGCCUCUCUCCUCUGGUGGGAGCUGGCUUUUUACAGCUGGGGGAGGUUGCUGGGCCCUCACCACCCUUCCGUGGGACCUGGUACAACAAAGGCAAUCACAAGCUGUUUGCAUCCCAGCAAUUCACCUGCAUAUGACUGCAGCCACCAUGCAAGUCAGCCAGAAAGACUUUGAAAAGGCUCAAGAACAACUGAAGCUUUUGAAAAAGGAUCCUGGGAAUGAGGCUAAAUUGAAGCUCUAUGCUUUGUUUAAACAGGCUACUGAAGGUCCUUGCAAUUCUCCAAAACCAGGUAUGCUGGACUUUGUCAAGAAAGCCAAGUGGGAUGCAUGGAAUUCUCUUGGCAAUUUGUCUCAGGAUAAUGCUAGACAGAAAUAUAUUGAACUUGUUUCAAGUCUGGUCUCAGCAGAGUCUGCUGGCCAUAAGAAAGAUGUUUCUCCAGAAGAGAUCAGUGAUGGUCGCUAUGAAACAAUCCUAGUUACCACUAAAAACAAGAUGACAAAGAUCAUGUUUAACCGACCUGAUAAGAAAAAUGCCAUCAACCAUAAGAUGUACAAAGAAAUUAUCCAAGCACUUGGAGAAGCUGGAAAAGAUGAUUCGACCAUAGCAGUUAUUACUGGAAAUGGAGACUACUAUAGUAGUGGAAAUGAUUUGAAUAAUUUUACUAAAGUCCAACCCAGUGACAUGGAGAAGAUGGCUAAAGAUGGAGCAGUGUUACUCAAAGAGUUUGUGGGACAGUUUAUUGAUUUUCCUAAACCACUGAUUGCAGUGGUAAAUGGCCCUGCUAUUGGAGUCUGUGUCACAGUCCUUGCAUUGUGUGACAUUGUCUAUGCUUCCGACAGGGCCACGUUUCAGAGCCCAUUUAGUCAACUUGGACAGAGCCCAGAAGGAUGUUCCUCUUACCUGUUUCCAAAAAUCAUGGGCUUAGCCAAGGCAAGUGAGAUGUUGCUUUUCAACAAAAAGCUGACUGCAGCAGAAGCCUGUGAGGUGGGCCUUGUGACUGAAGUCUUCCCCGACAGAUCUUUUCAGAAGGAAGUUUGGGCAAGAUUAGAAGCUUAUGCAAGCCUCCCAAAAAAUUCCUUGGCAGUGUCAAAGCAGCUGUUACGAAGUGUGGAAAAGGAGAAGCUCCAUGCAAUCAACAGUAAAGAGUGUGAAGUCCUUCAGGAGAGGUGGUUAUCUGAUGAAUGUAUAAAUGCCAUUGUCAGCUUCUUUCAGAAAAAAUCAAAACUCUAAUUUUCACCAGCAGAAUAAUUCAAUUUUUGUCAAUAGCUUAAUCUACCUUAAUAAUUAAUGAGCUUUAUCUUCAAAUAAUAAUUCUUAUACCAUUUGGUAUAUAUAUCUUCUGAGUACUGGAUUAAAACUGGUUCAGGAAUUAAUACAACAUUAAGUGCCUUGGAUCCAUUAUGGAUAUUUAGGUUGGUGGAAAAAGAGUCAUUAUUUUGUAGGCAGCAGCAAUGUUUCUGAACAGUACUAAAGUAGAUUGUCUUCCAGAAGAAGCAACAGAUCCAGUAUCAUAUUUUGAUAGCUCUUCAAUAAAUGUCUCAUGAGUCUUAUUUUUAUUCAUCUGUGGGGGGGAGGAAAUAUUGUAUUAAUGAAAAAGUAAAUAAAAGUAUUUAAUUAU